UUCGCCUCCGCCCGCCGCCACCUCAGCGUUGUGAUGACGACGACUACGACGGGCGAGUGCGCUGGACGUCCGAGGCCCGGCUGCUCUGUGUAGGGGGACUGGCGGGGAUGCGGCGGGGAGGCCGAGCGGAGCCAUGGAGCUGGACGAGGCUUUCGGCCUGGUGGGGGAGUUCGGCCCCCGACAGAGACGCCUCACCGCCUUCCUGGUGCUGCUGCAGGUGUUCGUGGCCUUUCAGUCUAUGCUUAUUUUAAUAGUGGGAGCUGUACCAGAAUAUCACAUUGAUCAGGAAGAGAUUCCAACAAGUAAGGAAGCACUUGCAAAGCACAUCAAGUUUGCUAAUAACUUCACAUCUAUAGUAACAGAGUGGUAUUUAAUCAAACAUGAAGCAUAUAAAGUGAGCCUGGCUUCAUCCUUAUAUUUUGCUGGGUUACUCAUUGGAAAUAUAAUGUUUGGCCCAUUGUCAGAUAGACUGGGAAGGAAGCCUGUGUAUAUGUCAGGUCUCUUCUUUGAUGUUAUUUUUGGGUAUAUCUCAGCAUUUGCACCAAGCUAUGAAAUUUUUGCAAUAUCACGCUUUUUUGUUGGGAUUACAAAUGGUGGUAUGUCUUUAGUGUCUUUUGUUUUGACACAAGAAUAUGUAGGAAAAUCAUUCUGGGCGUUGACAGGCUCGUUAACAAAUGUGACAUUCGCAGUUGGCAUAGCGGUUUAUGCCUUAUUGGGUUAUUGUAUACGGGAGUGGCGGUUUCUGGCCUUUGUAUCAAAUUCUCCUGGACUUUUCUUUCUUCUUCUCUCUUUUAUGCUUCCAGAAUCACCAAGAUGGCUGUACUCCCAAGGCAGAAGUGCAGAAGCAGAGAAAGUUCUACUAUCCAUUGCACUUGGUAAUGGAAAAGAAAGAAUUGCUGUGAAACUGAAACAGUGUGCUGGAGCAGUGAAAAAGGAUAACUCAGCAUCCAGUGUCCUAAAUUUAGUUCAACACCCAGUCCUUCGGUGGCGUACUGUCAUCUUGAUGUACAUCUGGUAUGUGUGCAGCCUUGUAUAUUAUGGCUUAACGUUGAAUGCUGGUGAAUUAGGAGGAAAUCUGUAUCUAAAUGUGGCUCUCUAUGGCCUUGUCGAAAUUCCAGCAUUUCCACUUUGUAUGUUCUUCAUUGAGAAACCUUGGUCAGGAAGACGUAAAAGUACAACUGCUUUUUUGAUAUUUGCAGGUUUUGCAUGUAUAUUUACUAUCUUCUUGCCAGAGAAUACUGGUGAAUUUUUCUUCAGUCCCACUCUCUUAGCCUUAUAUGGAAAAUUUACUAAAUGCUGGCUUAGGUGUCUGUUCAAUGACUUGCAGAUUGGGUGGCAUUUUGGCUCCCUUUGUUCCCUCUAUGAAGUCUCUUGGGCCAUCUGUACCAUUUAUGAUCUUUGGCAUCACGGGGUUAUCAGCUGGUUUCCUGACUCUUCUGCUUCCAGAAACUCUUAACAGACCCAUCGCGGAGACCAUUGAAGACUUGCAGACCCCUACCUAUCAAAUACUUAAAAAUAAAAAGGCAGAGUAAAAAUGAUCUUUUGUUUCUAAUUUUUUCAUGUAAUUUGUUUACCUAACAGAAUGGGGGCAGGAUUUUUCAUUCAUUUGAAAUUUCUUCUGUUCUGAGUUUUUUCUCCUCAAAUGCAGUUCGUUAUUUCCCUCUGAAUCCAAGAACAAAGUCUUUCGCACGCUGAUAAAAACAGAUGGCAUUUAGCAUUUUGAGAAGUGAUGUGCCCGGCAGGAUCUUUAUCUCAUUUACUUUCUAGCUUGUUUGCCUUUACUUAGUUAUGUUACUGACAGGUUGCUUAAUAUAUGAUAUCAGGAAGAACUCUUGGUUUUAUAUUUCUUGCUUUACUUUGUUAGAAAAGCCAUCUGGAAGAUUUUCUUACAGUAGAUACAUGGCAAAUAAAAACUUACCUAAUUUUAAAGUAGCUUAGUUUUGUUUGUAUAUUGAUUGUCAUGAAAAGGUUCGCCAUGGUCAUUUUAAAAAGAUGCAUUUCCAUUUUGGUGACCAUAUUGUUGCAGUGGCAUUUGGAAUUACAGAUGUUUGACAUGACCUUUUCUAACUUUCCACAGAAUGUUUCAAAACCCAACAUCAAAUAAAAUUCUCUCAAAGUUUUCUCACAAAGAAUUAAAUAUGGUGGCCAUUUUGUGAAAAUAUCAUUUGUUGAUGUAAAAUAUGUAAUCGCUAGUUUUUAAAAUUUAGGUUCGCUGUAACAGUGAGGAGAUAGUAGCAUUGUUACUGUAUGCACACAGCUGUUGGUGUUGUGGCAAAAACUGAGCAGCAUGAAAUACUCAUGUAGUAAAGCACUUGAAAUAGUUGGGCUCAACUUAAACAAUAAGUUGGAGCUCUUAACAUAAUGCUUUUUCUGGUUUAUAAAACCAGUUUCUCUUUUUACAUAAGCCUGUGCAAACUGGGCAUUAAAACUUGUUGAGCAUUCUAACUAUUCAGUUUUUCAUCUGUUUAACAGGUAAAUCAGUUAGAAGAAAACAGUUAAUGUUUCAAAAAACAUUGCGGUUGAAAAAUGAAGUGUCUCCUGGAGUGGUGCUUCCAUUGUUCAGGUGUGGUGCCAUCAAGAUGAUCACACUGCAGUAUGCAAAGUAUUAUGGGAUUUACAGUUAUUUAUUUUCAUGCAGACAUUAAUCGUGAAAAUGGAAAAAAGCUAAGGAAACUUGUAAGGAAAAAUUAAGUGGUUAAAUCUUCAUCUUAAAAUACCACAUUCCGUUAUUACAAAAGGCAAUAGACAUGUAACAAAAUUCAAAGGAAAGAAUCCUAGAUUUUGAUUUAGGUUUUUUUAUUGUUAUCCUAAACACACUGUUACUCAUAAAGUGUCAUAGUUUAUUUGUGCACUUGCAUUUAGGCUUAUUUAUGUGGAUUUGGAAUUUUAGUUGGAAACAUAGCACACUGCUUCAUAAAUUAGCUUCUCAUUGGAAGACUACAGAAAAGCAUGGAAUAUCCAGAGAUGUUUCAGUUCUUAAAUUUUACAGACUCUGUGCAAUGCCAUUGUUUUCCAGUUUAUGUUUUAUAAUGAAUGUUGUAUUAUUUAUAAAGACCAAAGAUGCCUUUUGCUACUGUUUCUAUUAAUUGUUAAACAGUAUUGCUUGUAUGCAUAAAUCACAGUAUACAUGUGCUGUAGGAAGUAGGUAAGCGAUCCAGAAGCAAUUGUGGGCUUUGAACCAAGUAUUCUUGCAAAUCAUGACAAAAACUGAACUAUAUAAGCUUAUGAGACAGGAAAAGUUUGUACAGCAUGACAUCACCACACAAAUGGAAUUUCCCCCCUCAUUUGGCCCUUAAUUAAUAGGGAGAAUCCUGAACAUUAAAAAUAGUAUUUUAACAGAGUACGUUUAUGUAGACCAACAUUCUGCAAUGUGUGGCAUUUAGGCAGACUGAUGUCAACCUGUCAAAUCAUGUUGAUGUCUGACAAAGACUUGACUGCCUCAGUUCUUUACAUUUACAGUUUUUGAUUUCAAGGCCAACUUUUUAAAAGUGAUGUACAUAGCCCCAAAGCUAAGUUUUUUAGUUGAUUUUCACUUAAGUAUCUAUUAUUAAUUGAUUUUCUCCACUUAGUAAUAAAUUGGGCAGACAACCAGGGUUUUUUCUUUGACGCAUUCCAUUUUUCUGAGCUUUAGAGCACAUAGUUAUCUCUUCCAAAGUGUCCUCUGGUACUCCGUUAUUUUCCUUUAUUGUUCAUGUCAAAAUAGGUAAAAAAGAUGAAGACCAAUUUUUAUGUGGAGUUUUACAUUCUUGUAUUAUAAUAAAUUUAUAUGGAAAGCUUUAUAAAUCUUUAUUUUUAUAAUAAAAAUGCAACAUACAUUUGUUCUGAUUGUGAAAGUGAGAUGCAAAGAUAAUUCUCUCAAAACUUACUGCCAUAUCAUGAAAUGGUUCUUAUAUCAGAUAUUUAAUGUAUCUUUAUAGAGGCUGUUUUGCCUGCGUUGUGUUCCACAUGGUGUAGAAAAUGGCUAAUAAACAAUUUCAGUUUAAAUGGG
Eublepharis macularius is the source of this 3988-nucleotide messenger RNA. Its product is annotated as solute carrier family 22 member 15-like. Gene Ontology annotation, biological process: transmembrane transport. Gene Ontology annotation, molecular function: transmembrane transporter activity. The record is from RefSeq and is a predicted model, not a curated record. The coding region runs from base 134 to 1456 and encodes 440 amino acids. Gene Ontology annotation, cellular component: membrane. The transcript has 11 exons. Lineage: Eukaryota; Metazoa; Chordata; Lepidosauria; Squamata; Eublepharidae.